GCUUCUAUGCUGAUUCGUAACAUGCUACGAGUAAACCCCGAACGCCGUGCUGAUAUCUUUGACAUUGCCAGCCAUUGGUGGUUAAAUCUCGAGGAAAACAUGCCUGUUAUACAAGAAUUGCCUGAAAAUCAGAUAACUGAUCAUACGCCAUUGACGGAAAGAGCAGAAACAAUGAUUGUGCAGGUUCGUAAGGAUGGAGAACCUGAAGUCGAGAUGAGAAGUGAAGAAAAGAGUCUGAGAGGUGUGGAUGAGGAUGUCAAGAGCAAACAUAAGGAAAAAGAAACGAAUGACCCGCUAGAACGACUUCGCCAGAUUGAGAAUCGUCUUGGCCAACAAAGGACGAAAAAUCAACUUGGCAAUGUACCGAAAACUUCAAACUACGCUGUAAAACUUGCACGACACGUUUGA
This is a messenger RNA of Strongylus vulgaris, 408 nucleotides long. The record is from the annotation of a GenBank genome assembly. Lineage: Eukaryota; Metazoa; Nematoda; Chromadorea; Rhabditida; Strongylidae.